Molecule: messenger RNA, 2503 nt
Organism: Spea bombifrons (plains spadefoot toad)
Lineage: Eukaryota; Metazoa; Chordata; Amphibia; Anura; Pelobatidae
Gene: HSPA5
Product: heat shock protein family A (Hsp70) member 5
Exons: 9
Coding region: 206-2167 (653 amino acids)
Biological process (GO): cellular response to unfolded protein; protein refolding; endoplasmic reticulum unfolded protein response
Cellular component (GO): membrane; endoplasmic reticulum chaperone complex; nucleus
Molecular function (GO): ATP hydrolysis activity; ATP-dependent protein folding chaperone; misfolded protein binding
Source: RefSeq, a predicted model, not a curated record
GACCAAUGAUUGGGCUCCACGACUUUGACCGGCCGGGAGGAUAUAAAAAGCACACCGGCGCGUGGUACGUCAGUCUGACAGCAAUCGGCGAAUAGAGGAUACAGAGAAUUGGGAGAACGCGGCCUUCUGAGCUCGGAUAUUUGUGUAGACUUCAUCUACGGAAAACGUACAUUUUCGAUUUGUUGUGAAAAGACAUUCGCAUCUUAUGGUCACCAUGAAGUAUUUUGCGCUGUUCUUGCUGGUUGUUGCCAGCGUAUAUGCUGAUGAUGAUGAUAAGAGAGAAGAUGUUGGCACGGUGGUCGGGAUUGAUCUGGGCACCACUUACUCCUGUGUUGGCGUGUUUAAAAAUGGUCGUGUUGAGAUAAUCGCCAAUGACCAGGGUAACAGAAUUACACCUUCUUAUGUGGCAUUUACCCCGGAGGGAGAGCGUCUUAUUGGUGAUGCUGCCAAGAACCAGUUGACUUCUAACCCAGAGAACACUGUGUUUGAUGCCAAGCGUCUCAUUGGUCGCACAUGGAACGAUCCCUCUGUUCAGCAGGACAUCAAGUACCUGCCUUUCAAAGUCAUUGAAAGGAAGACUAAACCAUACAUCCAGGUUGAUAUUGGUGAUCAGAUGAAAACAUUUGCCCCAGAAGAAAUUUCUGCUAUGGUCCUGACAAAAAUGAAGGAAACUGCUGAGGCUUAUCUUGGUAAAAAGGUUACUCAUGCUGUAGUCACUGUGCCAGCUUACUUCAAUGAUGCCCAGCGUCAAGCUACCAAGGAUGCUGGUACCAUUGCAGGACUGAAUGUAAUGAGAAUCAUCAACGAACCAACAGCUGCUGCUAUUGCUUAUGGGCUAGACAAGAAAGAGGGAGAGAAGAACAUCCUUGUGUUUGACUUGGGUGGUGGCACCUUCGAUGUGUCUCUGCUGACUAUUGACAAUGGUGUAUUCGAAGUAGUGGCUACUAAUGGAGAUACCCAUCUUGGAGGUGAAGAUUUCGAUCAGAGAGUCAUGGAGCACUUCAUAAAGCUGUACAAGAAGAAAACUGGCAAGGAUGUUAGGAAAGACAACAGAGCUGUGCAGAAACUGCGUCGCGAGGUUGAGAAGGCGAAGAGAGCUCUGUCAGCUCAGCAUCAAUCCAGGAUUGAAAUUGAGUCUUUCUUUGAGGGUGAAGACUUCUCAGAAACUCUUACCCGGGCCAAGUUUGAGGAGCUCAACAUGGAUCUCUUCCGUUCCACCAUGAAGCCAGUCCAGAAGGUGUUGGAAGAUGCCGACCUGAAGAAGUCUGACAUCGAUGAAAUUGUCCUUGUGGGAGGUUCAACUCGCAUUCCCAAAAUCCAACAGUUGGUGAAAGAAUUCUUUAACGGCAAGGAACCAUCUCGCGGUAUCAACCCUGAUGAAGCUGUUGCCUAUGGUGCAGCUGUCCAGGCUGGUGUGCUUUCUGGUGAUCAGGAUACUGGUGACUUGGUCCUUCUUGAUGUAUGCCCUCUUACUCUGGGUAUUGAAACAGUGGGUGGUGUCAUGACAAAGCUUAUCCCCAGGAACACUGUUGUGCCUACCAAGAAGUCUCAGAUUUUCUCCACAGCAUCUGACAACCAACCUACUGUUACCAUAAAGGUUUAUGAAGGUGAACGUCCAUUGACCAAGGAUAACCAUCUCUUGGGCACUUUCGAUCUUACUGGAAUCCCUCCAGCCCCACGUGGUGUCCCCCAAAUUGAAGUCACCUUUGAGAUAGAUGUAAAUGGUAUUUUGAGGGUUACUGCAGAAGACAAGGGCACUGGCAACAAAAACAAGAUCACCAUUACAAAUGAUCAGAAUCGCUUGACUCCAGAAGAAAUUGAGAGAAUGGUCAAUGAUGCUGAGAAGUUUGCAGAAGACGAUAAAAAGCUGAAAGAGCGUAUUGAUUCUCGUAACGAAUUGGAGAGCUAUGCUUACUCUUUAAAGAAUCAGAUUGGUGACAAGGAGAAGUUGGGUGGUAAGCUAUCCUCUGAAGAUAAGGAGACCAUUGAAAAGGCAGUGGAAGAAAAAAUUGAAUGGUUGGAGAGUCAUCAGGAUGCAGACAUUGAAGACUUCAAGGCCAAGAAGAAAGAACUAGAAGAAAUCGUUCAGCCCAUCGUUGGUAAACUUUAUGGCGGAGCUGGUGCACCACCUCCCGAAGGAGAAGAGACCGAGAAGGAUGAAUUAUAGGAUGUCCCUAGCUACUGUAACAUUGUAAAUACUGGACUCGAACUUUUUUGUUAAGAGAAUAUUUGAAUGGAGAACUGUAAUUUACAUGUGAAUUCUUCACUACCCAGUGGAGGCAAAUGCUAAGCCUUAAAAAUGGCUGUUUACUGCUUUUCAUUAGCAGUUGCUCACCAAAAUCAUUUAUUUUUGUUUUGCUGUUUCCCUUUGGGGGGUGGGGGUCUGGUAUUUUCAUGGGUAUCCUGUUUAAAAGUUAUUUAUUUACAAAAUGGUCAUACACAUUCUAUGUAGAACUUUUUUCUACCAUCAUUGACCACAAUAAAUGUUUGAUAAUUAACAUGA